Molecule: messenger RNA, 882 nt
Organism: Adineta steineri
Lineage: Eukaryota; Metazoa; Rotifera; Eurotatoria; Adinetida; Adinetidae
Source: the annotation of a GenBank genome assembly
AUGCAACUGGGUGGUUUGAAACAAACAUUCUUAAUUGCUUCUCGUGGUAGUCGUAUUGAAUUCGAUGAUGUAAGCUUCGAUCCACGUACCCGCCAUACAGUCUGGACGCUAAUCAUUGGCUGCUCAUUUAAUAUUUUAGCUGAAUACAGCUUCAACCAAGCACUAGUGCAACGAUAUCUCUGUGUUCGUUCAGUGCGAGCUGCUCGACAAGUAAUUCUCAUUAAUGGUAUCGGUAUCAUUAUUUUUAUUCUUCUCUUGAGUCUUACGGGUCUCGUUAUAUAUGCAUUCUAUGCCAACUGUGAUCCAUACACGGCUGGAUUUGUAAGCAGUUCAGAUCAAUUAUUUCCAUACUUCGUUAUGGAAGUAUUGAGCAAUACGGUAGGCUUACGUGGUAUUUUCCUUGCCUGCAUCUUCUCAGCUUCAUUAUCGACGAUUUCAUCUGGACUGAAUAGUCUCGCUGCAGUGUUCAUCGAAGAUGUAUAUCAAGGAUUGAUGCGACGACGAUUGAACGAUGAACAGCUAGGGAGAGUAUCGAAAAUUUAUUCAGCCAUACUUGGUGCUGUUGUAAUACUGCUUUCCUUCGCAGUAAGCUACUUGGGUUCAGUACUCAAUGCUGCAUUGUCGUUGGGAGGAGUCUUUGCUGGUCCUAUUAUGGGUGUGUUCUUUCUUGGUUUCUUCUUUCCACGAGUACAACGACGGAGCGCCUUAGUUGGACUUUUAAGCGGUUUGGGAUUACAGUUAUGGAUCUUUUUAGGUGCCCAGAUGACAAAAAAUCGAGGACAGAGUGGACGAUUACCAUUGUCAGUAACUAACUGCUCGAAAUUUAAUACCACUACACUACCAUUAGCCAGUAUGACUACCAUCAGUUAUGCGAACGAGUAA